AUGCCUAUUUGUCGUGGAAUUUCGGUAACUAUCCUCACUCCAUUUGCCUUGGACGGAUUACCAGAAACAGUCGUCCAUACUCGAACGCUCUCUAAAUCCGCAGAAGAUGACGGCAAGUUCGCGUCUGUCUUCAUUCCAGCUCAUGCACAGUCUCUUUUUUGGUUAUCAUACUCCGUCGAAGCACCAAGUCAUGACGCCUUCCUUGUAUUUUCACUUUUCAUCCAAAGCCACCAUAUAGUCACAUGGUCCUGCGACGCAGACGAAGAUUGGAGAGGAAAGGUUCAGUUUACACUUUUCAAAAAGGAUGUCAACGAUGUGGUUGGUGGUGCAGGCAUGGAGAAACGAGUAUUCCAGUUCGGAGACGUUCUCCCAGCACAUGAUGAGGAACGUUGUAUUGAAGUGAGAGUAUGUCGGGCAAAUAAAAAAUUACGGAUUCCUAGGCAACUGGGAGACAACACGAGUAUAUGUGUGGGUUCCAGUUUUCAACUGUCAGAAGCUGGCAAGACAAAGCGUGCACAUCCACGAAAGUUCUACGCCUUUGGCUUACUCGAUCCUAAGGAUGAUCCAUAUGCUACAUUCCGAUUCUAUUGUCGUACCGAUAAAGAGAUUGCUACACUCAAUAGCUGCGUGAGCCAGAUGGAAGACCGUAAAGUCUUAACUGCACCCUCUGCUAAAUCCUUAGUUAAAAAUAGCCCUUCUGGCCAGCUUAUUAUGUCAGAAGGUAAUGAAUCCAUCCAUAUACCGCGUAAGGUCCAUCAAAGAGUCGGUUAUGAGGGAGCGUCGUCGCAGCUUUUGCACGCUCCCUGCAUGCCGACACUGCCAAAUACUACGUUGCCCGCUACUACACGUCGCACUGACAUCAAAACACGUCUGUCUAUACCUCCAUCAACAAUUUUGCGUCCACUAUUUGAGCACGGCCCUUUGCCAGCGUCACCUAGAAAAUCACGGUGCCAGGGCACUGACCCCAAAUUCGAUCAGAAAUCUGGACAAGCGAGCAAGGAAAAUAUGGGAGGAAAAGUACGGUGGUUUCUACAGGGCACAAAGAUGCGGAAGGGCUAUUCGGAUACUGCUGCAACGGCGUAUCAAUUUCGUAGCUAG
This is a messenger RNA of Verruconis gallopava, 1098 nucleotides long. RefSeq lists its product as uncharacterized. The transcript is spliced from 3 exons. NCBI's taxonomy places the organism in Eukaryota, Fungi, Ascomycota, Dothideomycetes, Venturiales, Sympoventuriaceae. The record is from RefSeq and is a predicted model, not a curated record. Bases 1 to 1098 code for a protein of 365 amino acids.